GGCCGAUCCAAUUCAGGGUUUCAUGUGCGCUCCUUUAAAAGCCACCUCUAACCCCCAAACCCUAAUCUCCCUCAUCUCUAGCAGCGUUGGAAGAGAAGAACCUCUGGUAGGUAAGCCAUGGUGAAGCAUAACAAUGUCAUCCCUAACGGACACUUCCGUAAGCAUUGGCAGAACUAUGUCAAGACAUGGUUCAAUCAACCCGCCCGCAAGACAAGGAGAAGAAUAGCUCGUCAGAAGAAGGCUGUCAAGAUUUUCCCCAGGCCUACUGCUGGUUCUCUCAGGCCUAUGGUUCAUGGACAGACCUUGAAGUACAACAUGAAGGUCAGAGCCGGCAAGGGAUUUUCUCUUGAAGAGUUGAAGGCUGCUGGCAUUCCCAGAAAGCUUGCUCCUACUAUUGGCAUUUCUGUUGAUCAUCGCCGCAGGAACCGCUCAUUGGAAGGUCUGCAAGCUAAUGUUCAGAGGCUGAAAACAUACAAGGCUAAGUUGGUUGUCUUCCCAAGACGUGCACGCAAGGUUAAGGCUGGUGAUUCUACUCCAGAGGAACUUGCCAAUGCCACACAGGUCCAGGGAACAUACCUGCCCAUUGUGAGGGAGAGGCCAUCUGUUGAACUUGUUAAGGUUACAGAUGAAAUGAAGGAGUUCAAAGCUUACUACAAGCUUCGCCUUGAACGUACAAACAAGCGCCACCAAGGUGCCAGACUGAAGAGGGCUGCUGAGGCAGAAAAGGAAGAGAAGAAGUAGAGUUCUUAAUUUAUUCAUAUAAUAGUUGUUGCUUCAAGACAAAUUUUGCUCGAACUUUGUUUUAUUAAGAACAAUCAUAGACCUUUCAAGUAUUUUGUUAACUGUUAUUUCAAGUUUGUUGAUUCAUCUAGUGCUCUGGUUUGUGUGGAUUAUUUGGCAGUAUUUAUUUUUAUUCAGGCCGUGUUUUCUUA
Messenger RNA from Lotus japonicus, 932 nucleotides. Its product is annotated as 60S ribosomal protein L13-1. Lineage: Eukaryota; Viridiplantae; Streptophyta; Magnoliopsida; Fabales; Fabaceae. The record is from RefSeq and is a predicted model, not a curated record. Gene Ontology annotation, cellular component: cytosolic large ribosomal subunit; ribosome. Bases 118 to 741 code for a protein of 207 amino acids. Gene Ontology annotation, molecular function: RNA binding; structural constituent of ribosome. Gene Ontology annotation, biological process: translation. The transcript is spliced from 5 exons.